UUUGGUUCUUGGCUGACUUCAUAUUCUAACAAAUAACUCCUUUUCACCUGACCAUGGAGAGAGACAGACGGCCAGGGGUGAGGGCGGCCUUGUUUUAGGCCACAUGGCAGAUGAGGCAGGUGUGAGGCCAGCUUGAGCCUCUGGACCCAUUUGUCUCAGGCUGCUGGCUGCUUGCCAUUUUCUCCUCUCCACCCUUAUUUGGAGGCCCUGACAGCUGAGCCACAGACAAGCCUGGGGGAGCUGGGCACCAGCCAAAUAUCACCCUCUGUUUCCCUGCAUGGGUACCAGUGUUGAGGAGAAAGAAUCCUGAGGCAUGGCGGUGAGAUAACCAAGGACUCUUUUUUGCUCUUCCCACACCUUUGAAGUGGGAGCCUCUUGAGUCAAAUCAGCAAGAAUUCAGCUCUUGCAGCUGAGGGUCUGGGGGGCUGUUGGGGCUGCCCGAGGCAGAGGGGCUGUGACAAGCCCUGUGGGAUGAUAACUUUAAAAGGGCAUCUCCUGCUGGCUUCUCUCUCGGCUGCUUUAUCGCUGCAAGUGACAGAAUGGGGAGGGUUCUAUCUUUCCUGCGUGCUUGAAGAGUUGGGAGGACUAUAAAAAGAGGAGGUGCUGGGCAGUUUGGAGACAGGGACGGACGUAGGCCAGGAGAGGGGAACUAGAGAGGAACCAGAGGGGAGAGACAGAGCAGCAAGCAGUCGAUCGCUCCUUGACUACACCAGCAUGGGCUCCUUCUCCACUGUCACCGUGAGCUUCCUCUUCUUUCUGGCAUUCCAGCUUCCAGAUCAGACCAGAGCUAACCCCGUGUACAAUGCCAUGUCCAACGCAGACCUGAUGGAUUUCAAGAAUUUGCUGGACCAUUUGGAAGAAAAGAUGCCUUUAGAAGAUGAGGUCGUGCCCCCACAAGUGCUCAGUGAGCAGAAUGAAGAAGCGGGGGCUGCCCUCAGCCCCCUCCCUGAGGUGCCUCCCUGGACUGGGGAUGUCAGCCCAGCCCAGAGAGAUGGGGGUGCCUUCGGGCGGGGCCCCUGGGACUCCUCCGAUAGAUCUGCGCUCCUAAAAAGCAAGCUGAGGGCAUUGCUCACUGCCCCACGGAGCCUGCGGAGAUCCAGUUGCUUUGGGGGCAGGAUGGACAGAAUUGGAGCCCAGAGCGGACUGGGCUGUAACAGCUUCCGGUACCGAAGAUAACAGCCAGGGAGGACAAGGAGGGCUGGGCCCUGGGGCAGAUGGCAAGAGACUCUUGUCCCCUGGGGUCUCUCCUGCAACUUCGUGUCAUCUCAUUGCCCUGGAGUUGUGAUCAUCCCAUCCAAGCUGUGGCUUCCUGUCAACACUUCUCAUAUUUUAUGCUAACUGUAGAUGAAGUGGUUUGAUUGUGGCUUCCUCGCCUCUCCCACCCCAUGCAUUAAAUUUUAAGGUAGAACCUCACCUGUUACUGAAAGUGAUUUGAAAGUGAAUAAAUUUCAGCACCAUGGACAGAAGA
Callithrix jacchus (white-tufted-ear marmoset) is the source of this 1468-nucleotide messenger RNA. It is a transcript of the gene NPPA, whose product is annotated as natriuretic peptide A. Gene Ontology annotation, molecular function: hormone receptor binding; hormone activity. Gene Ontology annotation, cellular component: extracellular region; cytoplasm. Gene Ontology annotation, biological process: receptor guanylyl cyclase signaling pathway; negative regulation of systemic arterial blood pressure; neuropeptide signaling pathway. Lineage: Eukaryota; Metazoa; Chordata; Mammalia; Primates; Cebidae. The record is from RefSeq and is a predicted model, not a curated record.